GGCUCGGACGCUGCGGUGGGCGGUCUUUCGUCUGAGUUUGUGUUACGUAGUGAUGUGAUUUGUGCUAAUGUUUACGAAGGUACAUUGGAUUGACCUGAAAAUGUGACACUGUGCUAGUGUAGUGAGAGUUAUGAAUCAUGACGUCAUAUGUAGGUGUGAAUGACACAGUGGUGUGGACUUAUGAAGAGGGCUUCCCUCUUUUGAUGCCUCGGUGGGGUUACGUGGCAUCCGCGUUUGUGCUCUUUCUGAUUGGAUUUUUCGGAUUCUUCCUCAAUUUAAUGGUGAUCUUGCUCAUGUUUAAGGAUCGACAACUGUGGACACCCCUAAAUAUCAUACUGUUCAACCUGGUGUGUUCCGACUUCUCCGUAUCUGUCCUGGGAAACCCGUUAACCCUGAUAUCAGCUCUCUUCCAUCGGUGGAUCUUCGGCCGUACUAUGUGUGUGCUGUAUGGAUUCUUUAUGGCACUUUUGGGUAUAACUUCCAUAACCACUUUAACGGUGAUAUCCUUCGAGCGCUACCUCAUGGUGACCAGGCCGCUCCGGUCCAGGCACCUCAGUUCCAAGGGAGCGGCUCUCUCCGUGGUCUUCAUUUGGGCGUACUCCCUGGCGCUCACUACACCACCCUUGAUGGGGUGGGGGAAUUAUGUUAAUGAAGCUGCUAAUAUAAGCUGUUCGGUAAACUGGCACGAGCAGAGCAUGAACACGCUGACCUACAUCCUGUUUCUGUUCGCGAUGGGGCAGAUUGUGCCCCUGGCGAUCAUCACCUUCAGCUACGUGAACAUCAUCAGGACUAUGAAGAGAAAUUCCCAGCGGCUCGGCCGAGUCCGAGUGAGUCGCGCAGAAGCAAGGGCCACCUCCAUGGUGUUCGUGAUGAUCAUUGCCUUCACUGUGGCCUGGACACCGUAUUCCUUCUUCGCUUUAAUGGAACAGUUUGCUACUGAGGGAAUUAUUUCACCUGGCGCCGGAGUGAUACCAGCUCUAGUUGCCAAAAGUUCCAUUUGCUACGACCCGCUGAUAUACGUCGGCAUGAACACUCAAUUCCGACAAUCCAUCAAGAAAAUAUUUGGAGUACAUUCAAAAGGUCGUGGUUCUCCUGCCAGCAGAGCAUUUAAUAAUACAGCUAUGUCUCCAGCCCAUAAGUUAUCUGCUUUCAAUGAUAUUACAGUACGUUUUAAUACAUCAGAAACUAAUCUUUCGAGUACGCCGAAAAAGCUUAAAGAAAAAGCGUUCAGCUUAGAAGAAUCUGAUGAAACAAAUUACGACGGAAGUCGUCACUUACCCAAAAUGUAUGAACUAGGAACAAUACAAGAAACAAAAACAGCAUCCGAUGCGGAACGCUCCGUUGAUACUGUUUACGAUGAAGAUAGUAGUAACAAGAGAGACGAUACAGAUAUCUCUCCCACAUUAAUAAUCGAUCAUGAACGCUUAUUUUACAGUAAAAGAGAUGAGAGUUCUCUGAAUCCAAACAUCAAAAUUGAUGACCAAGUAUUCACAAGCAAAAGUAGUGAAAGCGACGCUAAUAAAUCUAAAAAUAUCAAACAUAGUUAUUCGUUUGAUUUGGGGCAAGUUCCCCCUGAAGCGAAAUCGAGGAAAUACUCAGUUGAAACGUACAUACCAUCGAAAAGUUUCUUCAAAGAGACAAUAGUUAGUAAAUUUUUCGACAAAGAUUGCGUUCAACUGCAGAACAACUUCAAUGUGUAGCUAGUAAUGAUAUCGAAAGUGUAUGAGGGAACAAAAUUUAGCACAAAUAUACGUAUUAGCUUAGCAUUUUAUUGUUAAUAGAGAAUGAGGAUAAAGGGUACUUUUAAUGAUUGAAGGAUCUGUGAUAGAAGACAUCAGUGCCAAUUUUAUUUGUAUUUUUAUAAUAACGAAUUUAUAUGUAGAAUUAAGAGUAUGUGUAUAGUUCAUUACACUAUGAAGUGGCCGUCAUUUUAUGUAAGAAACUAUUGAAGUGAAAUCAUACAAUUAAAAAAUAUAAAGGAUAAAAAAGGAAAAGUAUUUUGUAAAAACAUUCACAAAAUAUCAAACGUUCGUUGUAAAGAUCAUAGAAGAAAAGCAUUAUCAAAAGAGAUGGCCUUAAUAUAUUUUUGUACGAUAAUCAUAAGCACCGAUUGUCUUUGAAAGUGGAAUGGUACACGAGCAAUGAAAUCUCCUUUCGUGUAAAAUAUGACAAUAUUGCCAUAAAAGAAAAAAAUAUAAUGAUUUUACUUCAAUAUAUCGAAUAUCAUGUGUUCACCAUUAGACUCACAUUCAGAGGUGCUUGUAAAACCAACUUUAGAGGAAUUCGAUUCCAAAAAAUAAGUAUAUUUUGCUUCAUCAUUUUGUUGUCAUCCAUUUUAAAUAUUAAAUUAAUGUUAAUGUUGUUAAGAUAUUAAUACUAAAUGUUACUGUGUCAUCGGUAAACUAAAAUAUUUUUAUUGUUAGCUCUGAAUUGU
Colias croceus (clouded yellow) is the source of this 2434-nucleotide messenger RNA. RefSeq names its product parapinopsin-like. The record is from RefSeq and is a predicted model, not a curated record. Bases 138 to 1700 code for a protein of 520 amino acids. NCBI's taxonomy places the organism in Eukaryota, Metazoa, Arthropoda, Insecta, Lepidoptera, Pieridae. Gene Ontology annotation, biological process: G protein-coupled receptor signaling pathway. The transcript is spliced from 8 exons. Gene Ontology annotation, cellular component: membrane; photoreceptor outer segment. Gene Ontology annotation, molecular function: G protein-coupled receptor activity.